Propithecus coquereli (Coquerel's sifaka) is the source of this 876-nucleotide messenger RNA. It is a transcript of the gene GPX1, whose product is annotated as glutathione peroxidase 1. The record is from RefSeq and is a predicted model, not a curated record. Gene Ontology annotation, biological process: response to hydrogen peroxide; response to selenium ion; glutathione metabolic process. Lineage: Eukaryota; Metazoa; Chordata; Mammalia; Primates; Indriidae. Gene Ontology annotation, cellular component: cytosol; mitochondrion. Gene Ontology annotation, molecular function: glutathione peroxidase activity. The transcript has 2 exons.
AGCAGUUAAAAGGAGGCUCCGCCAGGGCCACUUAGCUGUCCUGGUCCGAAGUUCUUCCUUUGCUUCUCGGACACCCACACCAUGUGUGCUGCUCGGCUAGCGGCGGGGACCCAGUCCGUGUACGCCUUCUCGGCGCGCCCACUGGCUGGCGGGGAGCCUGUGAGCCUGAGCUCCCUGCGGGGCAAGGUGCUGCUCAUCGAGAAUGUGGCGUCGCUCUGAGGCACCACGGUCCGGGACUACACCCAGAUGAACGAGCUGCAGCGGCGCCUCGGGCCCCGGGGCCUGGUCGUGCUGGGCUUCCCGUGCAACCAGUUUGGGCAUCAGGAGAACGCCAAGAACGAAGAGAUCCUGAAUUCCCUCAAGUACGUCCGUCCUGGCGGCGGGUUCGAGCCCAAUUUCAUUCUCUUCGAGAAGUGCGAGGUGAAUGGUGCGAAGGCGCACCCGCUCUUUGCCUUCCUUCGGGAAGCCCUGCCAGCGCCCAGCGACGACGCCACUGCGCUCAUGACUGACCCCAAGUUCAUCAUCUGGUCUCCGGUGUGCCGCAACGACAUUGCGUGGAAUUUUGAGAAGUUCCUGGUGGGUCCUGACGGUGUGCCUGUGCGCAGGUACAGCCGUUGCUUUCCGACCAUCGACAUCGAGCCAGACAUUGAAGCCCUGCUGUCCUAGGGUGCCUUUCCUACCCCCGCUGCCUGGCAGUAGCAGUGCUGCUCUCUGGGGGGUUUCAUUCGUGAUGGUGUUCCUUCUAAACCUGCAUGAAGGAACACCUGAUGUCCGGGAAAAUCCCCAGAGAUGGGCGCUGGCCCUGUCCCUCCCAGCCUCCCCUCUGCCAAAGCAAGGUGAGCUUCCUCAUUAAUAAAGUGCUGAGUGUCAACAGAA